This is a messenger RNA of Neoarthrinium moseri, 471 nucleotides long. RefSeq lists its product as uncharacterized. Gene Ontology annotation, molecular function: fatty acyl-CoA hydrolase activity. The coding region runs from base 1 to 471 and encodes 156 amino acids. The record is from RefSeq and is a predicted model, not a curated record. The transcript is spliced from 3 exons. NCBI's taxonomy places the organism in Eukaryota, Fungi, Ascomycota, Sordariomycetes, Amphisphaeriales, Apiosporaceae. Gene Ontology annotation, cellular component: mitochondrion.
AUGGCGCCAACCGAGCAACUGAGACGACGGCAAAGACAAGAUUACCCGUAUAUUUUGGAAUAUCGGACACGGUGGGCGGACAAUGACAUGUAUGACCACAUGAACAACUCAGUCUACAAUUUCCUAUUCGACUCUGUAAUCAACACUUACCUCAUGGAACAUUGCGGCCUGUUGCCACCGACAUCAGCGCAGCAUCCCCUGAUGGCGCAUACGCAUUGUGACUAUUUCUCAGCUAUCUCGUUUCCCAAAGUGGCUGAGCUUGGCCUGCGGGUCAACAAGCUGGGGAAAUCUAGCGUCACCUACGAGGUCGGUCUAUUCGAGAAAGGCGUUGAAGGGAUCAAGGCCGUGGGCGAGUUCGUCCAUGUUUUCGUCGAUCGGGCAACACUAAGGCCCAAUGGCGAUGGGAUGAACAAUCAACUGAGGAGCGGACUGGAGAAGCUGGCCGUGCAUAAGACAACUAGCAAGCUCUAG